Molecule: messenger RNA, 2625 nt
Organism: Prorocentrum cordatum
Lineage: Eukaryota; Dinophyceae; Prorocentrales; Prorocentraceae
Source: the annotation of a GenBank genome assembly
AUGGUGAUGCAGCGUGCUGGUGCUGCGCUUCUUCCUCGCGGGGUCCCUGACAGGGCUGCCUCAACUGGUCGGCCCACCGUGAACCAGACCGACCUGACCGUCACCAUCGCCUCUGCUAACGUCCAGACGUUGCUCCCGCACCAGGAGGGGCGCGCGUGCUCCCACAACUCGGUAAAUCCGCUUUUGAGCAAGGUGGAGGCCCUUGAGACCCAGUUCAUGCACGCUCAACUUGACAUCGUAGGCGUGCAGGAGGGGCGGGCUCGAACAGAGGGGUCGCAGACAGGAGUAUACUACAAGCGCCUCAUCGGGGCUGCAACGCCAGAGGGCGCUCAAGGAGUUCAGCUGUGGGUCCGCUUGGGCGCCCACAUACAGGUGCUUCGCUGGCAGAACGUCUCACCUCGGACGAUGUUUGCGUCGCUGCAGCUCCGGAACGGGGCUCUCCUUGUAGUUGUAGUCGCGCAUGCGCCGCAUAUGGGAUGGUCGGAGGAGGCCCGCCAUGACUUUUGGUACCUACUGAGCGAGACCAUGUCUACAGUACGUGCCAAAUUUCACACAGCCCAUAUCCGGAUCGCUAUCGAUGCCAACGGGCGCACGGGGUCCACAGCCUCCCAGUAUAUUGGCACUGUGGACGCCGGGGUGGAGAAUGACAACGGGGCCUUAUUGCGACGUUUCGCUGGCGAGGAGCACCUGUAUGCCGUCAACACGUUCUGGCCAGCUGGGACUACUUGGUGCUCUACUCGUGGGCACCGCCGUCGCAUCGACUACAUCUUGGCCGACUCCAAGGACUUCGUGACGCAGUGCCGGGUUGCGCCUGACAUCGAUUUGACUUUCAACGAGUAUGAAGAUCAUCGGCCCAUCAUUGUCACCGAGCGUAUCCCGGCAGCGGCCCGCCAGGGCUCCAGCAAGCAGCCGGCGAUGUUCAAGAUGAACAAGACGGCGUUGGGGUGUCCCCAGCUCUGCGACUUGUUCCAGCAGCGCGUCUGGAAGUACCAGUGCCCUGCCAAUGCCUCAAUGGACGAGUGGUUGGAAUCCUUGAACUCCCACGUUCGACAAUGUGUUCGGGAAGUGUUUGGCCCUCCAGAGGGCGUCCCCAGGCAGGCGUGGAUUUCCGCUACGACGUGGGAAAUCAUAAAGCUGAUCGCCCCUGCCCGCCGGGCCAUGCAUGAAGUGCGCCGCGGCGCGUUCCCCGCGGCCGUCCGCCGCGGGGCUUUCCGGGUGUGGCAGGCAGCUUAUGUGAAGGCUCGUGCGCGCCCCCCGCCGAGCGAGAAGUUCACCAUGCGGGUUGUUGUUGGCGACGCGCUCGACAACAUCACUAUCUGCAACGAGGCCCGGUCGCGCGCGGCAGCGUGGUGCAGGUGGAUCAGGCGACUCCAGAACUGGGCCCGACCGUCGCUUGCUGCCGACCGUGCUGCUUUCCUCCAGGCGUUAGCCGGAAAAGCCCAGCACGCCGUGCUCACGUCAGACAUGCGCACUGGCUAUGCCGUUGCUCGGGCCCUCGGUGCGAAGAAGAGUGCGCCAACUUCUUCGGUGAGGCGCAAAGACGGGGCUCUCACCACGUCCACCCGCGAGGCCACGGAGCGCUGGGGGGAGCGCUACUCGGAGGUAUAUCGAGGGCAGGCCCUCGAAGACAGCGCCAACAGUUACCCUCCAGAUGUGUGCGACACCAAAGCUGUGGCCAAUUAUGGCCCUGAGUCGACGCGCGUAGCGUUCGGCAAGCUUGGACGCAACAAAGGUGUCGGGCCUGAUCAGAUCCCUGGGGAACUCCUUGCUGCCGGAGGCUGUGCCACUGCGUCCAAGUAUGGGGACAUCAACGCCGCCGUAGCAAUCUCCACACGCUGGCCCUCGCAGUGGCAGGGCGGGCAGAUUGUCAGCGCUUGGAAGAAGAAGGGCAGCGCACACGAGUGUGAUGACCACUGCGGACUCCUCCUAUCAGAUCAUGCUGGCAAAGCGCUGACUGGCAUGCUCAAGCGGUCGAUUGAGGACGUGUGCACUGCCAAGAUGCCCAUCAACCAGCACGGGGCUGUGGACGGCAGGGGCGCCGAAUUCGCAUCGCAUAUCGUUGCCUCGAUGAUAGGCUGGAGCAUCUUUAUUCUGCACUUGGAUCUUGUCAAAGCGUUCGACAGAGUGAUCCGUCAGCUAGUGAUGGGAUGGGGGCAAGUACCUUGUGACCGGCAGUUGGACUUCCUCCGCGAUCUGGGUGUCUCUGAGGCCGCACUGGACGUCGCGUUUGUUGAUGACGAGGCUAUCUUCCUCGUGGCGUCGUCGGCGACCGCCAUGAUGACGAGCAUCCACAUUGUUCUCGGCACGCUGACUUCGGUAUUCAGAUCUUGCCACCUAGAGCUGAAUUGGGGCCUCGGCAAGUCCGAGUGCGUUCUUCGUCUCCGGGGGACUGGAGCCGCUACCGCGCUCGAGAAGUGGCCGCAGCCGGACGGGAGUUUGGGCAUACCGCUACAACAGUACGGGCACGACGGACUGCUCCGCAUUGUGCCUUGGUACAAACACCUUGGCUCUACCCUUGACAGCCUUGACAUGCACGUGGGCAACGUCUUACAUCACAUCAAGAGCGCUAUGGGUGAUUCCGCCCCCUUGGCCAUGAAGUUGUGCGGGUCCACGCUCAUUGCCGAU